Ananas comosus (pineapple) is the source of this 2218-nucleotide messenger RNA. RefSeq names its product pollen receptor-like kinase 3. The transcript is spliced from 3 exons. Gene Ontology annotation, biological process: protein phosphorylation. Bases 42 to 2000 code for a protein of 652 amino acids. NCBI's taxonomy places the organism in Eukaryota, Viridiplantae, Streptophyta, Magnoliopsida, Poales, Bromeliaceae. The record is from RefSeq and is a predicted model, not a curated record. Gene Ontology annotation, molecular function: protein binding; protein kinase activity; ATP binding.
GAAAAAAAAGGACAAAAGAUUGAAAUUAAGAAAGCCCGUCAAUGAGCAGCGGCGGCCCCAAGAUUCAUCCACGAAUGGCCGCUGCCGUCUCCGUCAUUCUCCUCUCAUCUACGCUCCUCCUCCUCCUAUCACUGCUGUCGGAUCUUCCGACGGCGGCGGCCGCUCCUCCCUCCGACGCGGCAGCCCUCCUCCUCUUCAAGUCCUCCUUCCCCAACGCCGACGCCACCGCCCUCUCCGCCUGGUCGUCCUCCGCCGCCGCCGGCAGCCCUCCCUGCGACCCCUCCUCCCCCUGGCCGGGCCUCGUCUGCUUCCGCGGCAUCCUCACCGGCCUCCGCCUCUCCGGCCUCGGCCUCUCCGGCUCCUUCGACCCCGCCGCCCUCGCCCGCUUCCCCGCCCUCCGCUCCAUCAGCCUCGCCGGCAACUCCCUCUCCGGCCCCCUCCCCACCUCCCUCUUCUCCUCCAUGCCCCACCUCAAGAAGCUCUACCUCGACAACAACGCCUUCUCCGGCCCCAUCCCCGCCUCCCUCGCCAACGCCACCCGCCUCCUCGAGCUCCGCCUCGACCACAACCGCCUCGACGGGCCCCUCCCGACCACGCUCCCCCCCUCCCUCAAACAGCUCAACGUUUCUUACAACAGCCUCACCGGACCACCCGUGGAACCGUCUCUCGUCGCUCGGUUCAGCGCCUCGGCGUUUCUCGGAAAUCCCACCGCUUUGCCGUCGGCGCAGAAUGCCACUACUACUACUACUACUACUCAUGAUGGCAGAAAUAAUGACAACAAGGUCGGCGGCGUCGUGAUCGCCGUGCUAGCGUUGCUGGCCGUCGCACUCUUGCUGGCGAUAAUCGUGGCGCGCAACCGCCGCCGCCGCGACCGUGUUUUCGAUACUCUCGGCGUCGAUACAUCAGCCGAUACUGCACAGCUGGAAUCCGCUGUCGCUGGCUCCGCUGACGUAAGCAAUCAGAAACAACUGCUGCAGCAGCGCGGCUCGUCGACGCAGAAGCGCUCAGGGUCGAGCCGCGGCGGCGGCGGCGGUGGCGGAGGCGGCGGCAAUGCAGCGGCAGAGCUGACGAUGGUUAAUGAAGAGAGAGGUGUCUUUGGCCUUCCGGACCUCAUGAAGGCCUCGGCGGAGGUGCUCGGAAACGGCGGCCUUGGCUCCGCGUAUAAAGCCGUGAUGGCCAGCGGGCUGGCCGUCGCGGUUAAGAGGAUGCGUGACAUGAAUAGAGUCGGCAAGGAAGAGUUCGACGCCGAGAUGCAUCGGCUCGGGCAGCUCCGGCAUCCGAAUAUCUUAACGCCGUUGGCAUACCACUACCGCAAGGAGGAGAAGCUCAUAGUUUCCGAGUUUAUUCCGAAGGGCAGCCUCCUCUACCUCCUUCAUGGGGACCGAGGGGCGGAUCAUAAGGCGCUGAACUGGCCGACGCGGCUGAAGAUCGCGCGGGGAAUUGCCCGCGCGAUGGCGUAUCUCCACGCCGAGCUGGCCGACCUGGAAGUCCCCCACGGCAACCUCAAGUCGGGCAACGUCCUCCUCGACGCCGACUUCCAGCCGGCCGUCGCCGACUUCGGCCUCCUCGGCUUAGUCAACCCAGCUCAGGCCCCGCUCGUCAUGCUCGCCUACAAGUCCCCGGAAGCCCUGCAGCACCGCAGCCGCGUCUCCGCCAAGUCCGACGUCUACUGCUUCGGCGUCGUGCUCCUCGAGCUCCUCACCGGAAAAUUCCCCUCGCAGUACCUGAACAACACCAAGGGCGGCACCGACGUCGUGCAGUGGAUGGCGUCGGCGAUAUCGGAGCGCCGCGAGGCCGAGAUGCUGGACGCCGACGUCGCUCAGUCGGCGGCGGCGGCGGCGGCGGGGAGAGCGGAGGCGGCGGUGCGCCUCAUGCGGCUCUGCGCGGCGUGCACCGACGCCAGCCCGGAGCAGCGGCCGGAGAUGCGGGAGGCCGCCGCGCUCGUCGGGCAGCAAGCCGGCUCCAAUGAGCCUCCGGCGGCGGCACCGAGGACAGAAUGAAUGAAAUGACAGAAAUAGCCUUGCUAACAUGGGGGAUUUACAUUAGUACCAGAGAAAAGGAAAGAGCAAAUGGCAUGACCGGUGGGUUUGUUAACAAUGCAAUGUGGUGAGAUAUGAGUAAUCUUUGCAUACCAGGGGUUUUCUUUUCUAAUCGGAAGAUUAAGAGAUCCCUCCACCCUCCCUUGUAUAUGGCAUUUUUACACUGUCCAUUUCCUUCU